AUUGGAAAUGUCCUAAAAGUGCCUCAUAGUCUUCAAUUCUUCCAAUCAUACUUUUAAUUCUGAAGGAAUUCGACAUUUACAAUACAAUUUUGAAGAUGUGGGUAUGAAGAUCAAAGCAUUUUGUAGAUGAAAUUGAACGGGAACAGUAGAUUCAUUCAAAUUGGUGAGGCCUUAUAAAAUUUUACAAGCAAUUUCCGAGUUUUGCAGCUAUAUAUAUAUAUAUAUAUUGUUCCUUCAUACCCAAAACACAAAUACAAUUGAAAAAAAUGGAAGAAAAUUGAGGAUACACAUUGAAAUAACGAAUCAAAAUAUCAAAAGAAAAGCUCUACCUGAUCGAUCAAAAAACAAGAGGAAGGGGUUCAGGAUGAUUUUGGAGACUGGCUGCUGGGUAGACAAGAGAUUAGAGAGGAGGUUUGAGUAGUUGUCGGUCCAAGGUGGUGUUGCCGACAUACAAAAACGUACGUAUAAUGUCCGAAAUAUCCCCGAUCGUAUAAAUAAGGCUGGUUGGUGCUAAUCAUUUCUCCCCAAAAUUUGAUGAUGAUGGCUUCCCAGUUUCUGGCAGCGGCGGCGGAGAGGAUAGCUCCGGCGGCGAGGCGUCAAGCCGUCAUCUUAACAGACGCUGCGGCAUCUAGAGUACGACAGCUCCUAGAGCAGCGCCAGCGGUCGUAUCUCAAGCUCGGCGUCAAGUCCCGAGGCUGCAACGGCUUGUCGUACACUCUCAAUUACGCAGAUGGUAAAGGUAAGUUCGACGAGUUGAUCGAAGACAAGGGUGUGAAGAUAUUGAUCGAUCCAAAGGCUCUGAUGCAUGUUAUUGGGACCAAGAUGGAUUUUGUAGAUGAUAAGCUCAGGUCCGAGUUUGUCUUUAUCAAUCCCAACUCCAAAGGACAAUGUGGUUGUGGUGAAUCUUUCAUGACAACAAGCAGUAGUGGAGCUACUAAACAGAGUGCUGGUUAAGGAAAAAUGCAAUUUACUAACUAAUCAUUUUUGUUGGCACUGGCUUGUGUUUCAUUGCAGUCUGUGCUAAUAAGUUCCGAUGAUUCUGUAAAGGCUGAUUCCAGUUUUGAUUGGAAGAAGAUGAUGUAUAUCUAAUUAUCUAUAGUUUAUGUGCUUGUUGAAUUGUAUGAACUUAACUGUAAUAAGAAAUGUAAAAGCUGCUGACCUAUUGGAGCAGUGGCUAUCUUUGUCA
This is a messenger RNA of Rosa rugosa (rugosa rose), 1186 nucleotides long. RefSeq names its product iron-sulfur assembly protein IscA-like 1, mitochondrial. Gene Ontology annotation, biological process: iron-sulfur cluster assembly. Gene Ontology annotation, cellular component: mitochondrion; cytoplasm. Gene Ontology annotation, molecular function: 2 iron, 2 sulfur cluster binding. The transcript has 3 exons. The record is from RefSeq and is a predicted model, not a curated record. Lineage: Eukaryota; Viridiplantae; Streptophyta; Magnoliopsida; Rosales; Rosaceae. Bases 535 to 954 code for a protein of 139 amino acids.